AUGCGUUUUUUCAUCCUCGUCGCUCUCUCGGCCGUCGCUGUCAUUUCGGCCGUCCCAGUCGCGGUCCCGAACGAGGACUCCGCUGCGGCCAACCCGACCGAGAGCGGCUCCUCAGGCUUCCCCGAGCCCACGGGGUGGCCGACGGGGAUCCCUUCCGGCUUCCCCACUCCCCCCGGAUUCCCCACGGGUCUGCCCUCCGGUUGGCCCACUGGCUUCCCCACCCCGACUGAUGGAUUUCCGUCCUUCUCGUUCCCACCGCUCCCGAGCGGGACGGGCGAGCCUGGAUUCCCUCCCACUGGGCUGCCCACUGGGAUCCCUGGUGGCUUCCCCACUGGACUGCCCGGCGAAUCCUUCCCUCCUGCGCCGGCCGCCUCUGCCGCCAUUACCAGCGCGCUCCCGCUGUCGUCGCUCCUUGCCCGGAUCCCCGACUGA
This is a messenger RNA of Dichomitus squalens LYAD-421 SS1, 432 nucleotides long. RefSeq lists its product as uncharacterized. The record is from RefSeq and is a predicted model, not a curated record. The coding region runs from base 1 to 432 and encodes 143 amino acids. The transcript has 2 exons. NCBI's taxonomy places the organism in Eukaryota, Fungi, Basidiomycota, Agaricomycetes, Polyporales, Polyporaceae.